GCAGAAAAAAAAAAAUGAUGUGACGUAGAAGCCAAGAUGGCGGCUCCCCACUCCACGAUGAAAUUUUGGAAGCCGGGCGCCGAGGCUCCGGGGAUCUCAGAGGAACGGGAUCUGAGCUCAGAGACCACCGGCUCCCCCUUCGUCUUCAACCCAAACACGGCCCUCUCUAUAGAGAAACAACGGCAAAAACUCCCAGUUUUUAAGCACAGAAACAACAUCUUAUACCUGGUUGAAAGCUUCCAGACUGUCAUAAUAGUUGGGGAGACGGGAUGCGGGAAGACCACACAGAUACCCCAGUACCUGCUGGAGGCUGGCUGGGCAGCAGAGGGGAAAGUGGUUGGAGUGACGCAGCCUCGACGUGUGGCCGCUAUCUCUGUGGCUAACCGUGUGGCGGAGGAGCGAGGGGCCCUGCUGGGACACGAGGUGGGGUACACCAUCCGGUUCGAUGACUGCUCUGAUCCCCACGCCACGAGGAUUAAGUUUUUGACAGAUGGCAUGCUUGUGCGAGAAAUGAUGGCCGACCCGCUUUUAAAAAAAUACAGUGUGUUGAUGUUGGAUGAAGCACAUGAGAGAACUCUGUACACAGACAUAGCCAUUGGUCUACUGAAGAAGAUUCAGAAGAAGAGGCGAGACCUGAGGGUGAUUGUGGCCUCUGCCACUCUUGAUGCCAAGAAAUUUCACGAGUUCUUUAACCUGAAUGAAACUGGGGAUCCGAACAAGGACACGUGUGGAAUCCUGACAGUAGAGGGACGCACUUUUCCGGUGGACAUCUUCUACACCGUCAGCCCCGUCCCAGAUUACGUAAAAGCCACAGUGGAGACUGUGAUGAAGAUCCAUGAGAUGGAGGAUGAUGGGGACGUUCUUGCUUUCCUCACAGGGCAGGAGGAAGUGGAGAAGGUUGUGUCCCUCCUGCAGGAACAGGCCAGAGCUCUUUCUCGAUAUGGGAUGAAGAAGCACCUGAGGAUUUUGCCCAUGUACUCUGGCCUACCCUACGCAGACCAGAUGAAAGUCUUUGAACGGGCUCCCUCUACUGUUCGGAAGAUUGUGGUGGCCACAAACAUAGCUGAAACCUCCAUUACUAUAAAUGGGAUCAUGUUCGUCAUCGACUGUGCGUUUGUGAAGCUCCGGGCCUACAAUCCUCGCACCGCCAUCGAAUCGCUGGUGGUCACUCCCAUCUCCAAGGCUUCAGCCAGCCAGCGGACCGGGAGGGCCGGACGAAACCGACCCGGGAAGUGCUUCAGGCUGUACACAGAGGAGGACUAUGAGAAGCUGCCUGCCGCUACUGUUCCAGAGAUGCAGCGCUCCAAUUUGGCGCCUGUGAUCCUUCAGCUCAAAGCGCUAGGCAUAGACAAUGUGCUGCGUUUCAGCUUCCUUUCUCCUCCUCCAGCUCAAACUAUGGUUCAGGCUCUGGAGCUUCUUUAUGCUCUUGGAGGUCUGGACCACUACGGCCGCCUCACUGACCCCCUGGGUAUGCGGAUGGCUGAGUUUCCUCUCAGCCCCAUGUUUGCCAAGAUGCUCCUAGAGUCUGGCAACUUUGGCUGCUCCAAAGAGAUAGUUACCAUAGCAUCGAUGAUGCAGAUUCAGAAUAUAUUUGUUGUGCCGCCCAAUCAGAAGAAAGACGCUGCUCGCGAACACAGAAAAUUUGCAGUUGCCGAGGGAGACCACCUCACCAUGCUGAAUGUAUAUGAGGCAUUUAUUAAGCAUCAGAAAAGUUCCCAAUGGUGUCAGGAGCAUUUUCUCAAUUACAAAGGUCUACUGCGUGCCGUCACAGUGAGAGAGCAGCUUCGGCGUCUCAUGAACAAGUUCAAAGUGCCACGAAAUUCCAGUGAGGGCGAUCCAGAUGUGAUCCUGAAGUGUAUCGUGUCUGGAUUCUUUGCUAAUGCUGCCCGCAUUCAUCAUUCUGGAUCCUAUCGGACUUUACGAGAUGAUCUCGAGCUUCACAUCCACCCCAGCUCUGUGCUGUAUGGAGAGAAACCUCCAAAGUGGGUUGUCUUUAAUGAAGUGGUGCAGACAUCAAAAUACUACAUGCGUGAUGUGACGGCUGUGGAGUCGUCCUGGCUGGUCGAGCUGGCCCCUCAUUUUUACAAACAAGCUAAGCAUGGGUCACUGGCCAGCAAGAGAUCCAGAGUCCUCUGAAUAAACCAUCCCAAAGGGAAAGCAAAACAAAGUUGUCACUGUGCUCCCAUCGUUUUUCAUUGUAUAUAUGAAGAUGUAUAUUUAUUGUCCAUGUCCACCUAGAAAAGUUUCUCCACAUUGAGUGGCCGUGUUACAAUAGAUCUCAAUUGUAGAUUUUUAGAGGUAAUGUCAUUUUCUUGGCUGUGUGUUUGUAUACAUAGAAAUGAAUGCUUGAGGAGGCCAGGCUGGGCCUGACGGGCAUCCAUUUGAGCAUGGCCAUUUGGUUCACUCAUACA
Xiphophorus maculatus (southern platyfish) is the source of this 2411-nucleotide messenger RNA. It is a transcript of the gene dhx35, whose product is annotated as DEAH-box helicase 35. Gene Ontology annotation, cellular component: intracellular anatomical structure; catalytic step 2 spliceosome. Gene Ontology annotation, molecular function: ATP binding; RNA binding. The record is from RefSeq and is a predicted model, not a curated record. Bases 37 to 2136 code for a protein of 699 amino acids. The transcript is spliced from 21 exons. Lineage: Eukaryota; Metazoa; Chordata; Actinopteri; Cyprinodontiformes; Poeciliidae.